Molecule: messenger RNA, 7392 nt
Organism: Caenorhabditis auriculariae
Lineage: Eukaryota; Metazoa; Nematoda; Chromadorea; Rhabditida; Rhabditidae
Source: the annotation of a GenBank genome assembly
AUGGUCUUACGGUCCUUCGCCUCGUUCUUCUACAAGUUGAUCCCUCAGUUUCGCUUGUACGGGCACGGCGGUGAUGGUGGGGCUCGGGCACGGACUCCGUGUACACUCUAGGGUAGCCUCGGCCGACUGAGAGAGCUACCACUUCGAGUGAAGAAAAUACACGGAAUUCGAUUCGUAACGGCUGAAUUCUAUUUCUUUGAUCUCCAAAGAAAUAGAAUUCAGCCGUUACGAAUCGAAAUCUGUCGCUAGUCACGAUUAAUUAAUUACUGUUUUGUUGGCUGGGCGGAGAAAGAUCUUUUAUCCGUUCGUGGCAACAUCUGGCUUGGCAGAGGCAGAGGACAACGUUAAAAUCCAAGUUUUCCUCUAUUCAUUCUCGAUUGCAACUAAAAAGUAUUUUUUUCAAUCAAAAUGGCAUUGGAAUGAGGUCGUGAAAUAUUUUUUAUGUGGCAUCAAAAGUCAUCUUUUUUUACCCUACUCUUCUGACUUUGGACAUCAGAGACAUGGGAUUUCUUGACUUUAACAGCCCUUCACUUUGUUCACAGACAUUAAGGGCAAAAACUAAACCUAGUGAGUUGUUUUUUUAAAAGUCUCACUUUGAGCUGAGACUAAUCCCAAGUGAUCGUUAAAACGAAAUAAUGUUUGGCUACGAUUUGUGGCUUCAAUGCGGACUUUCGAGAUACCGUUACUUUUAUUCAGCGUCUACCAUGACGAAAAUUUCAAAUUUUUCGUAGUUCAUGAAGCUCAAAAAAUCAAGUGUCCAGCAGCAAAGUCUCAACCAAACCCGCAAAGACUACUGAGGGUCUUUAUCCUCGAAGUACCACGCCGAAUGGUAUAUUUUGACUGAAGUUUUUUGCGGACAUUCAGCGUGCCCAUCAAGCUCAAAAAGUCAAGUUUCCAUUAGUUUCCGGCAGACUUUCAGCCUAUUUUAGCGGAAAAGCUUUCUAACAGUGCCAUCAAAUUUUGAGGAUUUAAGACUCAAAACUGAGCUUCAAGCAGCUUUUUUGCGGACUUCUAGCGUACCGUAACCCACCAAGUCCGGGAAAUCAAGUGUCCAGCAGCCAACUCUCAACCUAAUCCUACUCCAAAGCUCAAGAGGAGGCGAGCAACACCAUGUGUUGUUUAGGGGACUCUCCCUCUUGCUCGUUGUCGUUUGGGUGGGAGCUCGAGGAGCUCCGGCUCUCAUUCUGACUCCGCCCACUUCCUUCAUCUGUCGCCCUCUUUUCACUAUGGGAGAGGACGGCUGCUCCCCCAACCACUGCUUUUUUUCUCAUCCUCCAAUGACUUUGGCUUCUCCUCUCUACUCCUGCUUCUUCUUAUCCUUUUACUUUUUUUCCCUUUCGCAGAGAUUCUCUUUUUUUAUUCAUUCGGGCUUUUUUUUGGCUUUUUAGCAUUUCGAAAGGUUCUACGAGCUUUUUUGAAGCUUUCAUUUUUGAAAAUUUCGUUUUUGGAACGUUUUGUUACCAGUUGGUUGUUAUGAAUUACCAACAACUUCGAAUUUUUUAUAUUUGUUCCAGCGUCGUAGAAGAGUCUGUAGCUGCUCACUGAGCUAUUAUUUAAAAAAAAAAUUGAUCAAACUUUUCGAAUUUUCUUAUGAAUCAUCAUAAGUUAUGAUUGUACAAAAACUGUUUACCAGCAUAGAGAAUAUUUUUUUCAGAAAAACCUUUUUUUCAUGAAAAUAGGUGCGAAUAACAUUUUUCGACUUUUUUUAUUUUUUUCAAAAAAAUCAUGAAAUUCUUGUUUUUUUCUACCAUUUUAGUAAAUUUUUGACAGCAAUCUCGAAAUUUUUUCAACUUGUUCAUUCGCAGAUAUUUCAUGGUUCAACCGAGUUCACCGAACAUUUUUCGCGUUUCAAAAAAUGUAUCGAUCAUCUGGAUGGACUUGUGAAGAUACCCAAGAAGAGAGAAAACAAUAAGAUGAAUAAUUUAAGAGCUUGGAAGAUGGAUGGAUGUCAGUUUUUCACUCUUUUUCGCCCCAUAAAAAAACUCAUCUUCAUUGAAAGUUAGAAGACUUUUUUACUGGAAAAAAAGUCGUUUUUUUCAAAUUUUUUUGCUUCUAAUAGUUUGUUUACGAUGGUUGAUAAUUGCCUAAAAGGACCGAAAAUUAGUUGAAAUUUAGACUGAUAUCCUUCUUUUUCACCAAUAUUUGAGCGUCAUUCCGAGUCUAUACUUCAAGAACAGAUUUAGACUCACAAAAUAGAAUUUUGAAAAAAAAAAUUGAAAAAACAACCAUAAAAAAGGACGAGUAGAAAAAAAACCUAACCAGUUUGACUAGAAUUUAUCCCGAAAAGAUGUGUAAUAUACGUUUUUCAUACCCUUUUUAAUAGAUCGUUCAGUGUUUAAAUGCCCGUUUGUAUCUGAAUAUUGACAUUUUGAUUUUCAAAUAGCUCUCCUUUGUAGAAAAAUAAACAUCCUACUUUUUAUUUUCUUGCUAAACGCCUUUUCGAAAGCCUACAAGGGUCAAAUUUAGGAUUGCAAAGCAUUAUUGCAGGUUUUCCUGUCUGAGUUUGACUGUAAAACUCUUUUCAUAUCUUUUUUCAACUCCUAUAUUUUCAUAACCACUUUCAAAGAAUUAAGUAAUCAUUUUUUUAUCCUAGAAUAUUUUUCUUCGGAGAAAACUUUUUUUCUAUUUCUAGAAGCUCUUCCUGUCUAAAUUUCAUUCAGAAGCUCUCGACUUUUUUUUUGCUGUUCUGAAAUUCUCUUAUUUUGCAGAAGCAAUGUUAAUACUGCUGUUGACGGCGUUCAUCGCCGACGCGGCCGCCCUGGGAGGUCGAGGCUCGAAAACGGCGCUGAACCUCGUCGCGGGCCGAACUUCCGACGCUCAUGCCCUCCACGGCGUCGAUCCAGUCACCAUCUGGUGUUCGCCCGACAAUCCACAGGUUUCGCCUCGUUCCGGAUACUGUGAGAACUUUUGUUUUUGUUCAAGAUCUCAGUUGAUUGAAUUUUUCUUUAAAAUGUGUUCGGUAAACUUGGAUUUCCGUGAGAAUUUGUGGAAAAACUCUUUGACGAUCAUUAUCAAACUGUUUUAGGACAAAUCGAAAAUGCCCAGGGAUUCGAAUUAAAUCCCUUUUGUUGUUCUUCAACCACGGCAUUUGGGAAUGGCUCGCCUUUUUUCGUCUUUUGGGGAAUAUUAACUAAUUAAACUGCAAAAAAAAACGUCCCGUGCUUACUUCAACCGGUAUAGGGGAAUUUAGAAUGGCUUGUUUCUUUCCUUUUCUGUUAAGAUAGCCAUUCCAAACGCAUCCUGGAUAUAUAUUCAAAAAGUGAGCUUCACAUAGAAAAUCUCGUUUCUUGUCUCAGAAUCUAUUGUUUUUCGAAACCUAAGAGAAUUGAAUCUGGAGAUAUAUUUUCAAGGAACGGCAGUGUCUUCAUUUUCCUCUCUUUUUUUGCCAGUCAGCUGAUUUUCUCCCUUUUUUAUCGUUCUAAAAGAUUUUUGCGGCUCAAUUUUCAUGCAUUUUGAGCCGAUAUUCUGCGUUUUUUGACGUUUCCUUGGCGUUUCCGGCUCGACUAGCACUUCAUUUUGGAAUUGAAACGGAGCAGAAAAGAGAGCAAAAAAUAUGGGGGCACCCUGGUCGACGAAAACGAAUGAAUCAUCCGGGCGGGUUGUCGCCUUUUCUUUUUUUUUCUGGAAAACAGAAACCCCUUGGGAAAUUCGCAGAUUUGUACUUGUGGGUUUUUGGAGUUUCAGUUUUCUGGAAGCAGAGAAUUUCAAAAAAGAGAGAGAAAGCUCAACUUAGCUCUGAAAUCAAUGGAGGCGUUCUGGCUGAGCUUAAUCUAUAGAGCGGAGAUAUCAUUUAAAAAAAUUAGCAGUUUUUUUCGAUUCAGUUUGUUUUUCAAUUUUUUUGAUUUUUACUUUAAAUGACGAAAUUCAUUGAAAGUCGGUUGAAAUCCUCUUUUUAUUUACUAGAUCAAGAUACUGCAGGCCUUUACAACUUCUAACUUUUUUCAAAAAAAUAAGCUUUAAAGUUUCUGUUUGUUGCAAAGAAACGACUUUUUAAAAGGUCCAUAUCCGAAAGUUCGGAAUUUUUUUGGAAUUUCGGGUUGACAUUUUCAGGACCUCCCUCUGAUAAAUUAGACAACUCUUUUUUAACAAUAAUGAGGAAAAUUUCAAUUUUCCAGCAAGAUUACCUUUCUUGUAGGUUUUCUGACCUUCUUAUCCUCAUUUUCACUUCUGAUUGCUGUGACUUUGUAUGGAGCUGAAGGGCGCUAUUUUCAGUUUUCCGUCUUCGUUUAGUCUCCAGUCGGUAUUUUUUACAAGUUUUUCGAAUCCAGCGACAUUUUUCAGUUUGUGAGAAUAUCAUGAUAAAAAUCUCAGACGAAAUAUUUUCACUUUAAGUUUCAUUUUCCAGUCUUCCAGUACUUAUUUUUCUAAUUUUUAAAUAGUAUAAUGCUGAAAUAAACCGUUGCGUUAACAUACAGAAUUUACGAUAGAGAUUUUUUUCAGGUCGCCAUCAAGACGGCGCAGUUUGUUCGAGUCGCCGACGGCAAGAAGUUCAAAGCGACGCUGUCGACGAACAAGAAGAACGCGACUUUAACCAUUGCCAAGCCGACGAUCGUCGACGCCGGCGAGUACACUUGCGAGCUGGAAACUCAGCAUGGACCUAUCCGACAUCAGAUCUACGUUUAUGGUGGGUUCUGAGGGCGUAGAUGAAAUUCGAACUUUGAAAUAUUCAGCUAAAAAUUUAUUAAAUCAGAAAGUCCUUCGAAUAAGUUUCAAUAGAGUUCGAAGGGAAAACAGGGUCAAGCAGAAGAUAAAAUAGAACUUGAAGUUUUCUCUAAUGACAAUUUUCGCAAAAGUCUGUUCGCUCGGACCUCCGUAACACAAAUCGGAAGCGCCCCGGAAACUUCUGAGCUUUUCUGGUGAACGCUUAAGAGUGCCGAGGCCACUGAAGAGAUCACUAGAAAGGCUCAGAAACGUCCGGAUUGCGUUACCGAGGUCCAAGUUCAGGAAAAUGAAAAAAACGAAAACUCCAUCGAAAAAACAAAAACGCUUCAAAACAAAUGAAAUCGUCGUUUUGAAACAACUUUCUGCAUUUUUAUCGAAGACGUCAUCGAAAGUCUUCAUUGCAGUUUUUGAAGGAGCAUGUAAAAAAUUUAAAUAAAAAGGUUUCGAGGCGAAUGUUUGUAUAUUUUCGGUUAUGUGAGGCUUCUGCGUCUUCAUAAAUCCCAAAGAGAAUUUUUGAAAAGCCGUAUAAUCUAUUCAACUUCGAUUUUGACGAGUUUUAUUGUCGAAUGAAGUCAUUGCAUAGCUUUUUCACAAAUUUUAAUGUAUAAAAAAGAAGACGACUAAAUAAAUUACAACGAAGUUCCCAGAUGUUCCUAUUUACUCCGAGCCGUUCCAUUCGAACGGCCCCAAACAACUGUUGUUUGUGUUGAAAGAGUUUCUUUACACCGAUUGAUGGAUUUUCCUGCAAAAUCUCUGAAAAUCUGAGCAACUGUACUAUUUUUUUGGGGUCAAAGUUGACUGGAAAAGUUCUUCAAUCCUACAUUAUUUCUUUUGAUUCUGAAAUUCUUUCUAUAUCAAGAAAAAAACAUUUUUCAAUCAAAUUUUAGUCAAACUAUCGAAACAAGGGCAGUUAAAAAAAAUAAUGUUUUUGAGACUGUGCUGAGAUGCUCUUCAAGGCGUCCUGGUUCGAAAAAAAUCAAAUAUUUCUUGCGCAUUUAUUAGUUAUGAUGAUUUAGAGUUUGUAAGUUGUUAUCGAAAUAGUAAAAGAAAAAGUUUUUCGGAGUUUGCAAACAUAUAAAAAAACGAUUUUUAAGCUAGAAAUCAUCGUUGUCUGUAGUCUCAGCUAUUUUUUUAAGUUUUCCAUUCUGUUUUGGUUUAAUUUUUUUCAAGUUUCAAAUCGAUUUUUUUACAAACAGAAGGUAAAAAAUCAUUUUUAUGAAGAAAUCAGUAUCCCGUGAAGUCUUAACUAAUCGAGAAAUUUCUGGAAAUUUUUUUCAUUCUGGCUUUUUCUAAGAAAACUCAACUUAAAUGGAAGCAGAAAAAAAGAAUGAAAGAUAUAUAUUUUUUUGAUUUGACUCAUCGAUUUUUUUCAGAGGAAAAAAAUCCUGAAAAAAACAAACGUUUACAGCUCGACCAGUGGCUCUGAUCAACAUUGAGCAUUUCACGGUCAAAGACGACAACGAGUUCCAUCUCGAGGGACCUGGGUUGUCGGUUGAGGUGUGUUUAUUAUUAAUUCUUGUUUAUGGGUAGUUCCCUCAAAAAUAGUUCAGAAAGGCCACAACAUCAACAUCACCUGUCCAGUGACCGGCUACCCGCCGCCAAUCGUCAAAUGGACCAAGGAUGGGGCGCCUUUAGGUCAUUUUCUGCUUUUUAUUUGACAUUACAGGAUUUAUAAGCUUUAUAUUCGCAAAAAAAAAACUGGAAAAAUCAAAAGUUCAACAGCGGGCAGAAAAAUGUUUUUUAGUCAGAGAAAAGGAACUGGGACACACUAGGGAACGUUUUUCAGUCCCCGGAUUAAUUUUUGAUCAAAACUCACUGAAAUUAAAUUACAGAACUCGGCGCCAACGUGGAGUUAUCGAAAACGACGAUCCAAAUAACGAACGCCGAGUAUAAAGACGGCGGGAAAUAUUCCUGCGAGGCGAUCAACGAAUACUCGGCCAACGCCAAGACCAGCCGACUUCUUUUGGUCAUCGAAAAAAUGCUCAACGUCAAAAGUUGGUCCUCACAAGGAGUAAACUCUGGAACUUUCUGGAAAAUGGCCGAAUUAUUCUUAAAUGGAAAUCCGAGAAAAAGUUCAACAAGCAAAACUUCAUAUUUACAAAGAAACGAGACCUCAAAUUCAAGCGAAAUACUUAAAACAGACUAUUUUCAGCUCUUUUUUUUUCUGAAAACUAAGAAUUUUUGCAUUUGAGACUCAAAAAAAAAUCUUGAAUUUUUACCUAAUUCUUUUAGGUAAAAAUUCAAGAUUUUUUGCUGAAGAUUUGGAAAAUUCUUCAGCACAUGCUUAGAAAUUUCAUUUUUACUGCUUCAUCGAUGAAAUGAACAAAAAAUAAACAUUUAUCGAUUGAUAAUUACUUUCCAGCCAUUUUUCCAAUCCAAAUUCAGGUGAAAUGGCUUGGCUCCUUCCUUUGGCCGUCAUUUUGGUGAUGCUCAUCCUCCUAGGCUUGAUCAUUUUCUUCUGCGAACUCCGGAAAAGGAAACAGAGCAAAUCGUGAGUUUCUUUACUCUUAAAGUCAAGACCCAUCAAGCAAGCGAUUAUUUUAUAGUUUGAUCAACGAUAGUUUGUGAUUUUUUGCUGCGGAAAUUUUCAAUUUCUGCCGCUCCUUGAAAAAAAUCCCUAUUUUGACAGAGGUGGGAAAAAGUUUGCUAUAAAAGUUCCAAAUACUUGAGUUUUCUUUUCAAAAGUAUAUUUUUUUUUGUUCCAGAGCCCGUUACGUCGCUGCCGAAUAA